Messenger RNA from Solanum dulcamara, 1870 nucleotides. Its product is annotated as UDP-D-apiose/UDP-D-xylose synthase 2-like. Gene Ontology annotation, molecular function: carboxy-lyase activity. The transcript has 9 exons. The record is from RefSeq and is a predicted model, not a curated record. Lineage: Eukaryota; Viridiplantae; Streptophyta; Magnoliopsida; Solanales; Solanaceae. The coding region runs from base 280 to 1440 and encodes 386 amino acids.
UUGAAUCCAUAUCUACUAAAAUACCUAUUUCAUUUCUACCUCGGUUUGACAAUCAAAAUUCAGAAACCAAGAACAGAAAAAUCCAGCCGUUAACACCUGUAUCCAACCACACUUGUCACUUGUCAACAUGAAAACAAUAAUAAUCUAAGCGCGUAAGAAAACGUAUGUAUAUGUAUAAAUAAACACUGUGAAUGCCAGCAUAAAAACCACACUCAAAGCCACGAGCAACUCUCUUCCCUCCUUUUCCUUCCUCUAAAAUCAACUAUACAGAGAGAAUUUAUGGCAGGCAGGGUAGAUCUAGACGGCAAUCCGAUUAACCCGAUGACGAUAUGCAUGAUCGGUGCCGGUGGCUUUAUUGGGUCCCACUUAUGUGAGAAGCUCAUGUCGGAAACGCCGCACACGGUGCUCGCCGUCGAUGUUUACAGUGAUAAAAUCAAACACCUCCUUGAACCGGCUUCUCUACCUUGGAAUGGACGGAUACAGUUCCAUCGAAUCAAUAUUAAGAAUGAUUCUCGCCUUGAAGGACUCAUCAAAAUGGCAGAUCUGACGGUAAAUCUUGCUGCGAUCUGCACUCCAGCUGAUUAUAAUACGCGCCCACUUGACACUAUCUACAGCAACUUCAUUGAUGCUCUACCAGUGGUUAAGUACUGCUCAGAAAAUGGAAAGCGUCUCAUUCACUUUUCCACUUGUGAAGUUUAUGGGAAAACCAUAGGUGCCUUUUUACCCCAAGACAGCCCAUUGCGCCAGGAUCCUGCUUAUUUUGUUCUGUCGGAAGAUGCAUCUCCUUGCAUUUUUGGACCUAUUGAAAAGCAAAGGUGGUCCUAUGCCUGUGCAAAGCAAUUGAUUGAGAGAUUGAUCUAUGCUGAGGGUGCUGAGAAUGGCUUAGAAUUCACCAUUGUUAGGCCCUUCAAUUGGAUUGGUCCCAGGAUGGAUUUCAUUCCUGGGAUUGAUGGUCCUAGUGAAGGUGUUCCAAGAGUAUUGGCUUGCUUUAGUAAUAACCUGUUAAGACAUGAACCAUUAAAACUAGUGGAUGGUGGACAUUCACAGAGAACCUUCAUAUAUAUCAAGGAUGCUAUUGAAGCUGUUUUCUUGAUGAUUGAAAAUCCUGCACGGGCCAAUGGCCAUAUCUUUAACGUCGGCAAUCCUAACAAUGAAGUUACUGUUAGGCAGCUAGCUGAAAUGAUGAGUCAGGUAUACUCAAAGGUGAGUGGAGAAUCUCCUCUUGAAACUCCCACCGUCGAUGUAAGUUCUAAAGAAUUUUAUGGCGAGGGGUAUGAUGACAGUGACAAGCGUAUUCCAGACAUGACCAUAAUUAACAGACAACUUGGUUGGAACCCAAAGACAUCCCUAUGGGACUUGCUUGAAUCCACACUCACAUACCAACAUAGGACAUAUGCUGAGGCUGUCAAGCAGGCAAUGUCAAAGACAACUGCAAAUUGAAUGAAGUCAGGAACAGAGCUUUACUGUGUGCUUCAUGUUGGCAGGCUUUCAUAUUCUUUUGAAGAAUCUUCAUCUACUCGGUUCGACUUCAUCCACGUUAUUCUUUUUGUCAUCCACUUCAUGCAAAGGUCAUGGCCAUAAACAUCAUGUUUUCGUGUCAUAUGUAGUGUAAUGCCAUUAAAGCCUUAGCUACAACAGUUUUCGACACAUUAGUCAAAGGAAGCCUGCAAUCUGCUCAUAGAAGUUUUGUUGUCAUUAUAUUAUCAUUCUUCGGUAUGGAAGUAUGUUGUAUCAUUCCACUGAGAUUUUCCUAAUCUAUUACUUUAUUUGUUUGAUUAAACUGUCCUUUUACUUUAUUGUCUAUGUUAGAUAAUGUUAAUCUCCCAAGUACUUGUUUUUACAAUAUAUAUGACUUCUCCAAUUUUCUGUA